AUGAAUGCGGAACUUGACCAAGUUAAGGAACCCGAACAACAGCGGAUGCGGAUUCCCACGACCAUUCUGUACCCUGCACAAAGGAACGGCUCGGACGACAUCCCGGAUGUGGAGGGUUUGUUGUAUAAGAUAACAGAAGAUCUCGCACUGGGCGAGAUUUCCACAGUAAUAUCCAUCUCACACCACGUCCCAAGCAUGGCAGCAUCGCCGCGUGCGACUCACCAAAGUCCCCUUCAUAAGGCUUUGCGAACCGCGCUCACCUCUCUCCUGGAUCUCGCAUCUGUACCAUCCACACACACGGUCGAAGCACUUGUCACAGCUUUCCCGGAUGGAUAUUCAGUAUACAAGCCCCUGCUUCUUCUUCCGCACAAGGCCCUGUCUUCCGUACCAUGGCGAACUCUUGCAGCCAUCCAUCCAGCCGACUCCGACGAAAUGAAAGCAGUGUGGCGAGAAAUAGCGAUAUCAGUGGGCGCAACGCACGUCGCCAUCAAUGCGCCUAUACCGAUAUCCACAUCUUCAACAUUAACAUCAUCAUCCACCACGACAGGCGAAGAGAACAUACUGCGCAGCCCAACCAAUCUCACACCUCUAUACGGCAACUUCGGUCCUGCACCGACACUGCAAACCAUAACCUCACCAACAGCAACAGACUUCGCCGACGCCCUCUGGGUGACUGCGCGUCAGAACGGUAUUUGGCAGACCUGGGCGCCGCUCUACACGAUGUUCAGUCGUGGCAAUAUCAAUGAGAAAGCAAGGAUCUUGAAUCUCCCUUCGGUCAAUGUUCUCAACGUCGCAUCAACAGCCGUCGAUCUCUACGCUGGAAUCGGCUACUUCGCUUUCUCCUACAAAAAGAGUGGAGACAGACGGGAUACAGGAAUCAAGCAAGUCGCAUGUUGGGAGAUAAACCCGUGGAGUGUCGAAGGACUACGCAGAGGUGCGGAGAUGAAUGGAUGGACGUGCCAAGUACUCAAAGAUACAGAUAUAGCACGACUUUGUGAAAGUCCCUCGAGAGACGAUUCCUGUCUCGACCAAGCGGAUCUUCUCGUCUUCCAGACAAGCAACGAGAGUGCUGAGACGGACUUCACGUUACUUCCAUCGCCUAAGCCACCUGUUCAACACGUCAAUUUAGGUUUGCUGCCUUCGUCCAGGCUCUCCUGGGGUGUUGCGGUUGCGAUGCUUGACAAACAGUUUGGAGGAUGGAUCCAUGUGCAUGAGAAUGUGGGCGUCAAUGAUGUCGAAACAAGGCGGAAGGUUGUAGAACAGGAAUUCCAGAGUCUGGUGGACAAGAGGGACGCCGCAACGAGAAGGAAGGCGCUGGUGGAACAUGUGGAGAAAGUGAAGAUGUACGCACCUGGAGUUGUGCACUGUGUUUAUGAUGUUGUUAUUGGAGACGAUAUUUGA
Molecule: messenger RNA, 1401 nt
Organism: Alternaria viburni
Lineage: Eukaryota; Fungi; Ascomycota; Dothideomycetes; Pleosporales; Pleosporaceae
Exons: 1
Coding region: 1-1401 (466 amino acids)
Biological process (GO): tRNA methylation; wybutosine biosynthetic process
Cellular component (GO): cytoplasm
Molecular function (GO): tRNA methyltransferase activity; S-adenosylmethionine-dependent methyltransferase activity
Source: RefSeq, a predicted model, not a curated record